ACAUCUUCUAAAAGCUUAAUUUUUCUCUAUGGAAUUGGUUAUUUUGGGUAAUUAAUAAAGAAUGUAGUUCAAGAAGUGCUGACUUCAAGGAGAAUUCUAUAAGGAUCCUAAAUGCCAGGAAGAUCAAGAAACUUGAUUUUAGUACAGAAAAAUCGGUAAAUUUCCCAUCAAACGAUUCACUGAGUGAUUUUAUUAUUGAAUUUGUCUCAUGGAAGUGAAGAAGGGAAGUCUAAAGUCGCGUGCGUGCGUUGAAUGCAAACAAAAGGUCAAAUAAUGCCUCUCAUGUAUAACAAAGGUCGCUAUAAAAUACCAUCAUCAUGUAACACGCUGUUGGAUAUUUAACAUUUUCUGAUUGUUGUAAGGUGAAUUUGCUGUUGGACUCCCCAGAAAGUGGCAAUACCAAAAUCCAGAUGAACAAUGCUCCUUUCUUCUGCCUUAGUUUUACAGACAUGCUGUUGGAUGUAUGUAGCAAGUGCAAAUAACGUAACACUUCAACAGCACUUCGAUAUCGAAGGUAGGAGCUACAAAGGAGGAGGAGGAGGAGGACACGAGAUGUUAUGGCUGGCAGAAAAGGAGUCGGGAGGAGGAGGUGAUUUGCUGAAAUUGUUUCUAUUAGGAGUAACUGGUGCUUUAGCUGCAGCCGCUAUUCUAAUGCCAACUGGUGCGAGCCUGUUAACGAGUAUGAUGGCAAUGAUGCAAGCCAUGAAUGGAAACGGAGCUGGAGGAGGUGCGGCAGGAGUUAACGGAGGGCGUGCAUCCUCCUAUAAUAAAUUACCAUUUCUGUUAAACAUUCAUCCUGAAUUAUUAACUGAAAUAUUUAAAUUAUGGCGCGAAGUUGAAAUGGCUGUUUCUAAGGAUAAUAGAUUUUUGUGAAGCAAUAAUCUGUAUCCAAAAUCACUUUCAUGUUAUUGUACAUACAAUUAAAGCUUUCUAUUAUUUAAUUAAAUAAUUUAU
Molecule: messenger RNA, 954 nt
Organism: Centruroides sculpturatus (bark scorpion)
Lineage: Eukaryota; Metazoa; Arthropoda; Arachnida; Scorpiones; Buthidae
Exons: 2
Coding region: 418-873 (151 amino acids)
Source: RefSeq, a predicted model, not a curated record